AUGUUCCGGUCCAAACGGGCCGGGCUGGUGCGGCGCCUGUGGAGGAGCCGGCUGCUGCUGGCCGAAGACGACGGCGACGGCGGGGAUGGCGGCGGCGGCGGCGAGGGGCCGGUGAGGAGCCGCCGCCGGCGAGAAGAAGGAGGCGCCGUCGAGCAGCAGGCGCAGCAGCGGGGCAUGGGGCGCGGCGGAGGCGGCGAGGGCGAGCCCGCCCAGGCGGCGCCGGCGGCCGAGGGCGCCUGCAAGGCCGCGGUGAGCUGCUGCCUCUUCCCCGACGGCGGCGCCGCCUCCUCCUCCUCCUCUCCUCCUGCGCUCCCGCGGCCCGAGCAGGAGCUCCAAGCCGGCACCUACGCGCUGCUCAAGCGCCUCAAGGAGCGCUCCCUCGACAGCCUCCUGGAAGCCGUCGAGUCCCGCGGGGGCCUGCCGGGGGGCUGCGUCCUGGUGCCCCGCGCCGAGGCCCGCCUGCCCGCCCCUCCCCACCUCUUGCUGGGCAAGCUCUUCCGCUGGCCCGACCUCCGGCACCCGGCCCAGCUCAAGCCCCUCUGCCAGUGCCGCAGCUUCGGCCUCCUGCCCGACGCGCCCACCAUGUGCUGCAACCCCUACCACUUCAGCCGCCUCUGCGGCCCAGAAUCUCCACCCCCUCCGUAUUCUCGGCUGUCUCCGAACGACGAACAAAAGCCGCUGGAUCUUUCCGAUUCCACGUUGUCCUACACUGAAACAGAGGCGACGAACUCUCCUUGCAUCACACCCGGAGAAUUCUCAGACGGCAGCCUAUCGCCGGACGCGAUUCAGAGAAGCCACUGGUGCAGCGUCGCUUACUGGGAGCACCGGACUCGCGUGGGGCGCCUCUAUCCCGUGUACGAACAAUCUGUCAGUAUCUUUUAUGACCUACCUCAAGGGAACGGCUUCUGCCUGGGACAGCUAAACCUGGAUAACAGGAGCGAGACUGUCCGGAGGACUCGAAGUAAGAUCGGCUACGGGAUCUUGCUCAGCAAAGAACCGGAUGGCGUGUGGGCGUACAACCGCAGCGAGCACCCGAUCUUCAUCAACUCCCCGACGCUGGACAUUCCCAACUGUCGGACACUGAUGGUGCGCAAAGUGAUGCCAGGUUACUCGAUCAAGGUCUUUGACUACGAGAAGUCUUGCCUCUUGCAGCACUCCACUGACCUGGAAUACCCAGACGGGCCUUACGACCCGAACAGCGUCCGGAUUAGUUUUGCCAAGGGCUGGGGGCCCAGCUACUCUAGACAGUUCAUCACCUCUUGCCCAUGUUGGCUGGAAAUUUUGCUCCGGAACAACAGAUAGCGGUGGGCCUCGGAGGGAGGAGCACCGCCGCCCCAUACGAGACAGUCCCCCAAAUUAUCAUCUACCUAGAUUUAAUAUAAAAGUUUUAUAUAUUAUAUGAAAUAUAUAUAUAUAUUAUACUUGUAAUUAUGGAGUCAUUUUUACAAUGUAAUUAUUUAUGUACGGUGCAAUUCUAUAUAUGGACAAAAAAAGAAAAAAAAUGCACUUUGGCUUAUAAGUCUUUCAAUACA
Molecule: messenger RNA, 1532 nt
Organism: Heteronotia binoei (common prickly gecko)
Lineage: Eukaryota; Metazoa; Chordata; Lepidosauria; Squamata; Gekkonidae
Gene: SMAD6
Product: SMAD family member 6
Exons: 4
Coding region: 1-1302 (433 amino acids)
Biological process (GO): BMP signaling pathway; transforming growth factor beta receptor signaling pathway; regulation of transcription by RNA polymerase II
Cellular component (GO): heteromeric SMAD protein complex
Molecular function (GO): I-SMAD binding; transcription regulator inhibitor activity
Source: RefSeq, a predicted model, not a curated record